Grammomys surdaster is the source of this 490-nucleotide messenger RNA. RefSeq names its product ubiquinol-cytochrome-c reductase complex assembly factor 2. Gene Ontology annotation, cellular component: mitochondrial matrix. The coding region runs from base 33 to 443 and encodes 136 amino acids. The record is from RefSeq and is a predicted model, not a curated record. Lineage: Eukaryota; Metazoa; Chordata; Mammalia; Rodentia; Muridae. The transcript is spliced from 4 exons. Gene Ontology annotation, biological process: mitochondrial respiratory chain complex III assembly.
UCCCCCGAGGGGCGGGGCAAGCGGGGCCCAAGAUGGCCGCUCUCCGCUACCGGCGUUUCCUUAAGCUCUGUGAGGAAUGGCCAGUGGACGAGACCAAACGGGGCCGAGACUUGGGCGCUUACCUGCGGCAGCGGGUAGCACAGGCCUUUCGGGAGGGAGAGAACACUCAGAUUGCAGAGCCCGAGGCCUGUGAUCAGAUGUACGAGAGCUUAGCACGACUCCAUUCAAACUACUACAAGCACAAGUACCCUCGUCCUAGAGACACCAGCUUCAGUGGCCUGUCGGUGGAGGAGUACAAGCUGAUCCUGGCCACAGACACUUUGGAAGAGUUUCAAGAGAUGAAUAAGAGCAUGUGGAAGAAACUGCAGGAGAAGUUUGCACCCACAAGGCCCGAGGAGAAGCAUAAAGCCUGGACUCGGGUCCUGUCCCGCCCACGGACCUGACGUGGAAUCUUCGGAUGCUCAUCAAUAAAACUGCCCAGUUUCUCCCA